Molecule: messenger RNA, 1242 nt
Organism: Boleophthalmus pectinirostris (great blue-spotted mudskipper)
Lineage: Eukaryota; Metazoa; Chordata; Actinopteri; Gobiiformes; Gobiidae
Gene: ccndbp1
Product: cyclin D-type binding-protein 1
Exons: 11
Coding region: 71-1105 (344 amino acids)
Biological process (GO): regulation of cell cycle
Cellular component (GO): nucleus
Source: RefSeq, a predicted model, not a curated record
CUCCUGUACAGUUCCAAAACACGCCACAUGCCUCCUCUGCCGCUGUCACAUUUCUACAAACUUCGCUAAAAUGAGCGCCCAAAACAACGACGGGGAUCUUUGCGUGACAUUACGGAACCUUCUCAACUCCAUCCAGUGCAUUAGAGAUAAAGUCAGAGAUGGAGAAUCAAACGAGGAUGAAGCAGAGUUUAAUCUUUCCAACUUCUGGGAAACGCUGAAUCAAGCAGUGAAAGCAGUGUCUCAAGAAGCCACCAAGCUCAGUCUGGCCUAUUCCAGACCUCCACUGCCCUCAGCACAGGAUGGAGAGAAGAUUUCAGACUCCAUUUUGAAAAGUGUCCUCGCUUUGUCCACCGUCUAUUACUGGCUUCCCAAGAGUCAAGGUGUGACUCUGAGGCGGCAGGUCAGAGACGCCACAGUGGACGUUUUAGAAGGACUCACUCAGCUCUUAGACGUCAUCAUCAGUACACCGCUGGAGAGUUUGAGCCAGGACCAGCUGACCUCUACAGGGACGGUGUGGUCGGCCUGUGAUCGCUUCGACUCCCUGCCUAAAGAUAACAAAGCAGCUCUGUUGGUGGUCAUAUCUGGAGAGGUGGGAGUCAUCAAAGAUGCUAUCGAAGAAAUUGAAGAGGCUCUGUCCGAAGCCCAGGACCCUUUUGGCGACAUCCUGGAUGACGUGAUCGAGGGGGCGGAGCCUCGGGGAAACCAGGACACGUACUGGUCGGAGCAGGACCGGCGCGUGAUCGGCCCGUGCCAGGGUCUGAUGAAGGCGUCCGCGGCGUGUCUGAGGAAGCUGACGGCGGCGGUGAGGUCGAACGCGGACGUGAACGGCGCUCAGAGCCUGGCCCAGCUCGACGACCUCGCGGACGUCUCCAAAGACAUCAGCCCGGGCGUGGAUGACCUGGCCCUGUGUCUCUAUCCUCCCAUGGACUACAACGGAGUCGAGAACAAUGCGUCUAAACUGGCUUCAAUCUUAAAGAAGGUCCUUAACAUUAUCAGGUCGAGUCACGUCUGCGGAGAGGCGGAGCUGACCUGGGUGCAGUUUUUGGACAACGCCGUGGACCACAACCUGCAGAAAGCCAGAGACCUCAUGCACCAGGACACAUAGGACUGCGAUUACAAAUAUGGACUUUAAUCUGUUCUAAAUAUGUAACAAAAAUAUAUAUAUAUCGCUUAACAAAUUGUGCUCAUGGGCUCCAAGGCUCUGUACAAAAGUGUGAUUAAAAACGCCUCUUAGUAUUUUUA